Molecule: messenger RNA, 1245 nt
Organism: Rhizophagus irregularis DAOM 181602=DAOM 197198
Lineage: Eukaryota; Fungi; Glomeromycota; Glomeromycetes; Glomerales; Glomeraceae
Source: RefSeq, a predicted model, not a curated record
AUGUCUUCUCCAAACCCUCCUGUAUUUCUUGAACAUAAACUUGACAAGUUAUAUGAAUCUAAUGUAUAUGAGCCCGAAUAUGUUGUUAAUAUUACAGAAGAUGAAGAAAAUGGUAAUUUAUCACUUCAAGUGGGGCAAACUUUUGAAACUUUCGAAGAAGUGGAGGCUUUUUUAGCUCAAUAUUGUGAACAGAAUGGUUUUGAAUAUCGAAAAAGAAGAGUUGAAUAUGAUGAUAACAAUAUCAUCCGAAAACGCACUUAUGAGUGUACCAAAGCAUCUCAAUACCAACCAAAAAAAGAUAAAGAUCCUGAAAAACAUCGAAAUCAAAGUUCUGGAUCAAUUGGUUGUCAAUGGCACUUAAAUGAUGUUGAAUAUUUGUUUGAGAAUGAUUCUAUCGAAAGCAAAUUUGGUUGGAAGCAAACAUUAGUUAAAGCACUUUUAAGCAAAAUUCCGAAAUCAUUGAUUUCUGAAAUUUGGGCAAUACAAUUAUCAAUUGGCGUACAGCCAUGGCUUGAACAACAUGUUAUUCUUUUAGCAGAUGGGAGUCAUUUAUGUACGUGUUUGAUGUUAAUCAAUAAGGGUAUUAUUUGUAGUCACUUCAUUAAAGUUCUUACAAAAAGUACAGCAGCUUUUUUCAAUAUUUCUCUAAUUCCAUCAAGAUGGUAUGGUGAUCAAGUAGCACAAUUCUCUGAAGAUGAAAUACGAACUUCACCAUUAAUUCAACUAUGUAAUGUUCAAAAUAAAUCUAUUCAAACUUCUAUUCAAACAGAUUUUUUAUAUUUGAGUGAUAUAUAUGGAGGAAAUGUUUUUACACCCAUAUUAAAAGAAGUAGUGAGUAAAAGGCAACAAUAUGCAAAAGCUUAUGAAUUACAGAAAAAGGCUUACAAUUUUGCUACACGAAUAGGUCAGGAGUCUGAAUACAUUAAUUUACUUAAAAAUUUUAUACAUACUAUGGAGAUUAGCCUAGAAGAAGUAGCAAACGAAAAGGAAAAUAGUGUUGAAAAUCAAAAAAUUACAAAUCCAAUUUAUAUUAAACCUCGUAUAGCUUUAAGUGAAACAAGUGUUCAUGGUAAUUAUUCUUUAUCUGGUGAUCAGGGAAAUGUGUUAGCCAAUUCUAAGCAUUCCUUAUCUGACGAAAAUUAUGAAUCAAAUAAUUAUAAACGGAUGAAAAAAUGUGGAAGAUAUAAACAGUAUGCAAUGCAUAAUAGACGUAUAUGUAAUGUAGAUUUGGGAAAUUCAUUGUAA